AUGGCUCAAAAUACUCAACAAUUUGGCACUAGAAAUGAUGUUAAAAGAGUUAAUGAUGUGGACUUAAGUGGAAUUAAAAAUCAAUUACAAGAAAAUGCUCAACAAAUUGCUACUCUGACCACCUUAGUGUCUAAAAUUGUUCCUGGUAAUGAGUCUACAGCUAGAGUAUGUGGUGUUUGUUCUGAUUUUUCUCAUGAUACUGAUGAAUGUCCUACUUUACAGAGUGAAGAUGUCAAUGCCUUAAAUAAUUUUCCUGGUUGGGGUGAUCAUCCUAACCUUAUGUAUGGACCUAAACCACCAUUUUCUCAAUCUAAUCAAACUAGGCCAUUUGUUCAACAAAAUUCACAACAACAAUCUGGUUCAUCAUUAGAGGACUUAGUGAAACAAUUGACUACCCAAAUUGGAGAAAUUCAUAGUCAAGGUGUCCAAUAUCAAAAGAAAACUGACACUCACCUACAUCACAUAGACACUCAAAUAGGUCAAAUUAGCACUUCUCUUAGUAAUUUGGAAUCUCAACUUUCGAAUAGGCUCCCUUCUCAAACACUUGCCAAUCCAAAUGAACAUGCUAAAGCUGUAACACUUAGGAGCGGGAGUGAGAAAGAACCUGUAGAGAAGGGUAAUUCUGAUGUGAACUUUGAUGUACCCCCUUUCCCCUCUCGAUUUGCUAAAGCUAAGAAAGAAGCCCUUGAAAAUGAAAUUCUUGAAACAUUGAGGAAGGUUGAAGUGAAUAUCCCUCUUCUUGAUGCUAUUAAACAGAUACCUAGAUGCAUGCUAGACUUAGGUGCUUCAAUUAAUGUCAUGCCUAAAUCUGUAUAUGAUACUUUGAAUGUGGGUCCUUUGUCUAAAACUAAUGUUGUUAUCCAAUUAGCUGAUAGAUCUAAUGCAUUUCCUAUGGGAGUUUCGGAAGAUGUACUUGUUCAAGUGAAUGAACUAGUUUUUCCUGCUGAUUUUUAUGUGCUUGAUAUAGGUGAUAGAUCUGAUAGUGUUCCUUUAUUGUUGGGUCGACAUUUUCUAAAGGCUUCCAAAACUAAAAUUGAUGUUCAUGAAGGUAAUUUGACAAUGGAAUUUGAUGGCGAAAUGAUUAAAUUCAACAUAUUUGAUGCUACGAAAUACCCUAAUGAUAUCAGUAAUGUCAGUUCUAUAGAUUCAUUUGAUGCAUGUGAUUGGAUGGCUCGGGAUGUUUUUGAUGAGGAAAAUCUUGAAAAUUUGUUUGAAAAUGGUGUUUUUGACGAUUUUAAGAUGAUAGUUAUAUAG
Messenger RNA from Chenopodium quinoa (quinoa), 1254 nucleotides. RefSeq lists its product as uncharacterized. The transcript is spliced from 4 exons. The record is from RefSeq and is a predicted model, not a curated record. NCBI's taxonomy places the organism in Eukaryota, Viridiplantae, Streptophyta, Magnoliopsida, Caryophyllales, Amaranthaceae. The coding region runs from base 1 to 1254 and encodes 417 amino acids.